Molecule: messenger RNA, 953 nt
Organism: Lentinula edodes (shiitake mushroom)
Lineage: Eukaryota; Fungi; Basidiomycota; Agaricomycetes; Agaricales; Omphalotaceae
Exons: 4
Coding region: 107-802 (231 amino acids)
Biological process (GO): regulation of DNA-templated transcription
Molecular function (GO): zinc ion binding; DNA-binding transcription factor activity, RNA polymerase II-specific
Source: RefSeq, a predicted model, not a curated record
ACGCGUCACUUUUCUGGAUUCUUCUAGCUUUCCAAAUCUCGUUUUGUUUUGUAUAUAUAAAAGCCAAAUACAUACUUCUAGCCACCUCUUUCCUACCUUCCUCUUCAUGUCAUCCAAUUCUGCGAGUUCCCCCGCGACGAGAAGAAGGAGAGCCCAAAUAGCCUGUAGGAACUGCAGAAAGCGGAAGAUCAAGUGUGUGACCAACGAGGAACCUCCUCACAAUCCUUGCGAAAGAUGUCAGAGGAAAGGGCUGGCGUGCGAAUACGUCGCAGUCGGUGAGCCUAGCCCGCCGUCGACUCCCGCAUUAGAGCACGCUGAACACAACCGUCUUCCACCUAACAGUCAGGGAUAUACUUACGCCAGUCAUUCACACUUACCGGACUCUACAUACUCUAUGGAAUCUAGUCUGCAUAAUCAAAUGACUGCCAGAUAUCCGACUUACCCUGAUAUGGGAUCCCCCAACAGUUCCGCACAUUUGAACCCCCUUCGUUUUCCGUCUGAUCACCAGAGUCCUUGGCCUGUCUCAAACCCGAAUGCUGGGAUGCUGGCUAGCCAGGCUGGACCCACAUUUGAUAAAUCAUACUAUCCUCCAGAUUAUCUGGCAUCAUCCGGUUCAAACCUAUCUCAGUGGAAUCAUGCACAUGAUCCCAUGCGCUCAAAUGCAUUCGAUACCAGGCUUCAAUAUUAUCCACAUGUGCCCAAUACGCAGAAUACUGCACUUUAUGGCUCCCCUCAAUCUUAUAACUCAAUGCAUGGUUGCUGGUGCGGGCAAGUACCCUGUACUUGCGGUGGUCGUCGCUGAUCGACGAGGCGUCGGAUUUUUUUCACUGGAACAUCAUCAAUAUCAUAAUUUAUAGUACUGUCAAACCCCUCAACAUAGUACGCAUACUUAUAGACACUGUAAUACUAUUCCAAUUAAUCGCCUCACAGGCCAGCCAGUUCGCAAAAACGUC